Carassius gibelio (silver crucian carp) is the source of this 4099-nucleotide messenger RNA. RefSeq names its product serine/threonine-protein kinase NIM1. The transcript has 5 exons. Lineage: Eukaryota; Metazoa; Chordata; Actinopteri; Cypriniformes; Cyprinidae. Bases 274 to 1425 code for a protein of 383 amino acids. Gene Ontology annotation, biological process: intracellular signal transduction; microtubule cytoskeleton organization; protein phosphorylation. Gene Ontology annotation, molecular function: ATP binding; protein serine/threonine kinase activity; tau-protein kinase activity. The record is from RefSeq and is a predicted model, not a curated record. Gene Ontology annotation, cellular component: cytoplasm.
GGAGGAUUGAAGCCUGGAGAGUAAAAGAGGUUGUCAUGCUGUUCUCUAUGUCCAUUCAUACAGACACCAGCAUGAAGGAUCCACAGCUUCCAGCAUUGAUGUUUCUGAUAUUGUACCAAAACACUAAAUGUCUGGGCGAAGAGACGUGGGAAAAAAGGCAAGAAUGAGCCAGCGGCCCAACCUGCCCAGAAGGAAGCAGAAACACGCAAGUCUCCAGCGCUGACGCCUGAACAACUAGCGAAGCAGACGGCCUUCGAGAGGGUCCUGUAUGAUAUGUCCCACAAUGACCAGGUCAUCAGUGACAUCAUGCUGGGCCGCAGGAUUGCUUUCUACGAUCUCAGAGGAGAAAUAGGCACUGGGAAUUUCUCCCAGGUUAAACUGGGCGUUCACGCUUUGACUAAAGAGCGUGUUGCAGUAAAGAUCCUCAAUAAAGCACGUCUCGACAAGAAGUCACAGAAUCUAUUUACCUCAGAGAUCAUCUGCAUGGAAAAACUCUCCCAUCCGAACAUCGUGCGUCUGUAUGAGGUGCUCGAGACCAGUAAGCAUUUGUACUUAGCAAUGGAGUACGGCAGCGGAGGAGACCUGUUCUCACGCAUCACCAGCAGCGGCCGCCUGACAGACCUGGAGAGCAAGCUCAUCUUCGCCCAGAUCAUCUCAGCCAUCAAAUACAUGCAUGAAAACAACAUCAUCCAUCGCGACCUGAAAGCAGAAAAUAUUUUUUACACCACAUGCUACUGCAUCAAAGUGGGUGACUUUGGUUUCAGUGUUGUCAGUGAGCCGACCGAAACGCUGAACACGUUUUGUGGCUCCCCGCCGUAUGCGGCGCCUGAGCUGUUCAGAGACAAAAGCUACGUGGGCCGUUAUGUGGACAUCUGGGCGCUGGGCGUCCUACUCUACUUCAUGGUGACGGCCACAAUGCCUUUCUUUGCUGACAACUUAGGCCGACUGAAACGCUGCAUCCUGCAGGGGGCGUACAGCAUCCCGCCCUACGUCCCUGAGUCCUGCCAACUGGCCAUCAAAGGCAUGCUGAGACCCGUACCUGUGGACCGGACCACUGUGUCACAGCUGAUGGUAUGCUCCUGGCUGAGGGGCAUCGAAUACCCCAAACCCUAUCCUGCUUUCAGCGCGACGCCCAAUUACCUGGCUGACCCGGCCAAGAGUCUGUGUGUGGAGGAACAGGAAGUGAAGUCGGCCCUGAGCGAGCUGGGCAUCAGUGGCACACACCUGCAGAAUAACACCUGCACUGACUGUCGCAGCCCAAUAACAGGAAUUUAUCGUAUCCUGCUGCACCGCAUCCAGAAGAGGAGAUCCGUGGAAGCGGUAGGAUAUUCCGCCCUGUACCCGGAGGAUUUCAGUAGCAAGAAAUACUGCAGCAACAACACAACUGCUAAGCACAAUCCUUCUGCAGUGUGUAACGUCUUAUGAACAGUGUGGGGGGUUACGCAUUACAAGUAACUAGUAAAGUAAAGUAAAAAAAAAAAUCAAAAAAGUAACGCAGGUUACUUUGUUUUCCCAUUUAUUGACUGACAAGUCUUCUGUCCCCACAUUGGGAGAAAUCAGAAGUACAGAGGCGUUGUGUGCUCUGUGUGAACAUGAUGUAGUUCUACACUAAAUGUGAAUGUGCAUUAAUUCAUCCCACUUGCAAAAAAACUGAUUUAGUUAUCAUUAAAAUUAAUUAAAACAGUGACAUGCAAACUCAGAAUAUGACGCAAACCUGCAAUAAUUAAAUAUGUUAAAUAACACAAAUGUAUCUAAUCUCAUUUUAUUAACUAAUGUCUUUGCAGCUGACCUUUGAUGAUCCAGUUCAACCAUACUCAUAAUCAAAAAUGACUUUAGAUAAACUAACAAUUGUGCUUCAUUGUUUUUUUAUUGUUGAAGGCGUGUUGAAUCUUCUUCUCUUGUGUUCUGCUGUACAGACAUCAGUUUACUUUUCCUUCAGCCUGAGGUUUAUUCACUACACUUUUUGAUGUGAAAGCGCUUUUACAUUUGCUAUAAACAGAACUUCUUAUAUAUAUAUAUAUAUAUAUAAAAAAAAUCAAGCCCUGGCCAUAUUUAAAAAGUAACACGAAAGUAACGUAACUCAUUACUUUCCAUAAAAAGUGACUAAGUUACGUAAUUAGUUUUUUUAGGGAGUAACACAAUAUUUGUAAUGCAUUACUUUUAAAAGUAACUUUCCCCAACACUGCUUAUGAAGACCUCCUUUUAAUGGUUCAUGGGUGAAUAGUUUGUUUGAUGCCAUGCUUCCGGAAUUUAUGAAUUUAUAAGUAUACAUUUGUGCAAUUUUUUGCAAUUUAAUUACAAAUCCCAGCCUCCCAGAAUCAAUCCCAAGAUCAGUCUUUUAAGAAACAGCGCAACAAGUGUAGCCUAAUUCCAGAAAUCUUUUUAACAAAUCAAAAACAGACUGUGGGAGAAAUUCAGCUUUAUUCCCGAAAACAAAAGAACACAUUGCAACAAUAUAUAGUGUGUCAGCUUGUUUCCUGAAAUGAUUGGGUCUUAUGAGAAAGGAAUAGCUCAAAAAAUUGGACUGAAUCAAUAUAACUGAAAAAAAGAGAUCAAAUUAAUCAUAAUAAAUCAGUUGCAUUGCAUAAUUUUUAUUCUGUUUUACAAAAUCAACAGAGUCCAGUGGGGACCAAAGGUCUGAGACCAUUUCUGAAAUGGCUCAAAUUUGAAAUACUUAUGUUUAUUUUGUAUGUCGCUUUGUUUUAUUUUUGCUUUCAACACCAAUAAACUCUUUUCACAAAGGUCUCAUUAAAACAUGUGGAUACAGCUGUUUUUCCUUUAACAGUCUGUAUAUUAGCCUAUAUAUACAAAUGAAAACAUUUAUAAGCAGCACAAAUUGCAUGCACAUUUGGAUUUAUCACGCUCGUGUAAUUCUAAUCAGUAAGUGGUCAUUUACUGUUGCCAAGCUGUGUACAGAGAUGUGGCCAAUCCUUAACAUUUAGGAAAACAUUUGUUGUAUCACUGAGCGGCUGAAUGUUUGAGAUGUUGUAUGUUUGAUAUAGUCUGAGCCACAGCUUUUGGUUGAGUGUAGUAAAUAUUUGGUCACUGUCUGUUCUGGUCUUGUGUAACAAAGUUCACAUGCAUUUGUACAGAUUUGAUGCUUAUUUAAUGGACUCCACCGCCAUCUGUUUCUAUUAAAAUAGCUGAAUUGCUACUUGAGAUCUCAGGCAGGGUUUACAUUGACUGAAUGACGUAAAGGAUUAAACGCUAAUCCAAAUGAGCGUGGUGCUUUAUAAAAAGCUUGUUGUAUCAGCGAUUUCUUCGUAUUCUAUAGAAUCAAUCUUCUUUAUUUUCCCUGAUAAGGAAAAACAAGCAAGCCAUAGCACAUUCAUAUCAGGAAUGGAGGAGAUCUGCCAAGACGCUGUUUUUACAGGCAUAAUAGUGUUUUGUAGCUACACACAUAUGCCUUUGACUUUCUAAAUCUGAUUUAGAGAUACAUUUCAUGUUAAUAAACCAUGUUUCUCAAUGACAUGACAUAUAGAUGUAAAAUUGUUACUAUACCAUUGCGUCAUUUGCAGCAUGAUGUUUAAUCAUCAAUUUACAGUCAAGCGUUGCAUGUGAUUUAUUGUUACAGGAUCGCAUGUUAAUAUUAACAGCUUUUUGUUUGAGACAAAUAUAUUGGAUAGUGCUAAUAUGAUACAUUUCAUAUAACCUUAUGUCACACAAAUUUCAGAUGCUAGAUAAAAAUGCAUUGCAUUAUAUUUUUGUAUAUGGAAUAUGAGAAAAUGUUAUAGAAAAAAAAUGAAGGGGCUUUUAUCCAGUACAUAUAUUGAUUAAUUUUAUUUUUGCAUGAAAUGUAAACUGGAUUGUUGAAGUUCCUAAGCUUCAAUAAAAGUAAAAAAAAUAAUAAAGUGUACACUUCUAUCAUAAAAAUCAUAAAAAUCCAUACUGUGGUUAAAAAAGAAGCCUCUCUUUGAGCUACAUCUGAUCAAAAAUGAUGUCACACAGUUGUUUAUUUUCUUGUGUAAUCCAAUGCAUGUUGUUCUGUGAUGAAUUGGGAAAGCUAAGAGAACAAAAAGAGUAAAUAUGCACUCUGGUGAUUAAUCACACAUCAGACUAUCCAGCAUCCAAAUAACCAAUUAAAAGAGUUUAUUUUGAA